Aphanomyces invadans is the source of this 643-nucleotide messenger RNA. RefSeq lists its product as hypothetical. The record is from RefSeq and is a predicted model, not a curated record. The coding region runs from base 136 to 609 and encodes 157 amino acids. Lineage: Eukaryota; Oomycota; Saprolegniomycetes; Saprolegniales; Verrucalvaceae. The transcript has a single exon.
GUCGGAACUCGCACAGGACACGAAAUGGGCACUAAAGUGAUUUCUUCUUGGCCGCGAGCUUCUGCACUUCCGCGCAUGAUCCACGUGCACUCGUGCGACGACGACCGCGAUGGCUAGUUUGGUAUUUCAUUGACCAUGGACAUCACCAUCGCUACGAAAAUGGCAGUCGACGCAACCUCAUCGUGCUCGACACCAUCCGUCGUCCGCAGCGGACUCGUCUUCACCAAAGGCCAACACGAAGACGGCCUCUUCGGCCGCGCCACGUGGAAGUUGCGCUACGUCGAACUGAGCUCGGACAGCAUCAUGCGCUACUACGCGGCCAAGGGCGGGCCAUUCACGGGCCAAGUCGACUUGAGCCAGUGCUACGGCAUGGAAGUGAUGCCGUUCGACCAUUCCCGCACAGGCAACCGCCUCACGAGCAUCUAUCGCAUUGCGCUCAAGACCACGACGAAGCGACGCAUUGUCAUCGCCGCCCUGUCCGAGCGCGGAAUGAACGUGUGGGCCGGCGCGAUGCAGUCCGUCGUGGGCCCGACCCUGAAGGCAAAAUCGCCGACGAGCUCCGGCACGGCGCGGUUCUCCAUAUUCCGCAGGGUUCUUCGCACGCUUUAACUUAACUAGUCUUGACUUGAACACUUCGCCACCC